This is a messenger RNA of Monodelphis domestica (gray short-tailed opossum), 4094 nucleotides long. RefSeq names its product transmembrane serine protease 11F (gene TMPRSS11F). The record is from RefSeq and is a predicted model, not a curated record. Gene Ontology annotation, molecular function: serine-type endopeptidase activity. Gene Ontology annotation, cellular component: extracellular region; plasma membrane. Gene Ontology annotation, biological process: proteolysis. NCBI's taxonomy places the organism in Eukaryota, Metazoa, Chordata, Mammalia, Didelphimorphia, Didelphidae.
UAUUGCUAGUGACUUCAGUGUUCAUCUUUAUCUAGCCUUCAAAGCCUCGACUGUAUCCUAAGAUGAUACAGAUCAGAUGGUGACAGAAGAGAAGGUGCCCGGGUCCUGGGUACAUGAUGUAUGCACCAGUUGUGUGCCCACAAGCCAAGUAUCCACGAGUUAACUAUCCAAGAAGACAAGACCAAUUUUGGAACCCUCUCAGGCUAGCUAUUCUCACAUUGGUAAUUGUGAUAAUCAUAGCAAUCGCCAUUGCUAUUGUUGCACGCCUUGUUAUUGCGGAUGAAAGGACCUUCUAUUACCUUGUAACCUUUAAGGUCACCAAUAUCAAAUAUAAAGAAAAAUAUGGAAGAAAAACUUCAAGAGAAUUCGUAGAACGGAGCCAUCAGAUUGAAAGGAUGAUGUAUAAGAUCUUUCGACAGUCAUCUCAGAAAGGAAGAUUCAUCAAAUCCCAUGUUAUCAAACUGAGCCCUGAUAAAGAUGGUGUGAAAGUUCUUGCGUUGCUCCUUUUUCGUUACCCUGCUUCAGUUGGUGUAGUAAGAAUUAAGAAAAAACUUGAAAGUAUAAUAUAUCAAGCCCUGAAGACCAAAACGUUCUCUUUGGCCAUAAGCAGUCCUUCAAUUAAAAUCACACCCAUUGAUUCCUUGAGGACAAGAGACCUUCUCAACAGCCGUUGUGGGAUACGGACAACCUCAGGAUCCUUGCCAUUAACAGCAGCUUCAACAACUGACAGGAUAGUCAUGGGUACUUCAGCUGCAUUAACAGGAGAGUGGCCCUGGCAAACCAGCCUCCAGUUAAAGGAUGCUGGCCACCAAUGUGGUGGCAGCUUGAUCAGUAACACAUGGAUUGUGACAGCAGCUCACUGUUUUCAGAAAACCAAGAAUCCAAAAGAAUGGUUUGUGACCUUUGGAACAACAAUCAUUCCACCUUUAGCAAAACGAAAUGUUGGCACAAUUAUUGUUCAUGAAAAGUACAACAACAUCACACAUGAAAAUGAUAUUGCUUUGUUGCAACUAGCUGAACAAAUUGAAUAUUCCAAUGACAUCCAACGAGUUUGCCUCCCAGAAUCUUAUAUAAAAUUGCCACCUCAAACAAGUGUGUUUGUCACGGGAUUUGGAUCUAUAGUAGAUGAUGGACCAACUCAAAACAUUCUUCGCCAAGCUAGAGUGGAAACCAUUAGCACCGAAGUGUGUAACAGAACAGAUGUGUAUAAUGGCCUUAUAAAAAAGGGAAUGCUAUGUGCUGGAUUCAUGGAAGGAAAAGUUGAUGCCUGUAAGGGUGAUUCUGGGGGACCUCUGGUUUAUCCUGAUCACAGGGAUAUCUGGUACCUUAUUGGAAUAGUAAGUUGGGGAGAAUCAUGUGCUCUUCCCAAAAGACCUGGAGUCUAUACUCAAGUGACUCAGUAUCUGAACUGGAUUAAUUCAAAAAUUGGUAUAUAAUGCAAAGUCUGCUGUUGAGUAAAAUGCAAGCAUUCUAUAUAAGUAAUAUUCAUUUGAAAUUCUUACAUCAUAUGUAUUUUUCAUCUGCAUAAGGUCUGGGUCAAUGGCCUGAAGACAUAGUGAAUAACAAAAGGCUCCUAUUUAUUUUCUGAUGUGCAAAUCACUUAUAUUCGUCCUACCAUGAAGAAAAUGGAAACUAUGAUGACAGAUAAAACAAAGUCCUAACAAAGGACCUCCCUAAUAUGAUUUUAAAAAUAAGUCUUAUUAAUAUCUCUUGUUUUAACAUCAUAUCCAUUCCCAUGCCCCCACCUAUUAGACCUAUCCUUAAAAUGAUGAAAUAUAAUUCCCCCAAAUCAAUGUGUCUGAUAAUGCAUUCAACAUUUUGUACCUCUAGUCCCCACAUCUCUUUGCUAAGAAGACCUUCCCGAAUUUAUUUAUAAUGUUUUUCCCCCCCAUGGAGAAGGGAGAAGGCAUUUUCCUCUAAAAUAUGAGGGAAAUUCCAACAUUGUCUAUCAAUUCUUCCCAUUUCUUGAUUCUCGCAAUAAAUACAACCACUUUAAUUGUGGUUGGGUACCAUAGGUAGAACCAUUUCUUCUAGGGACACAGUAACUGAAUUAUGUUACUUAUUUACACUAUCCACCAGUGCCUGAGCAUAGAUAUUCAUAUAUAAAGUCUGAAAUCUUACCUGAGAGCAAUAGCUCAAAGGACAGAACAUUAACAAGAGAGCCAGGAUUCACAAAGAAUAGGCUCACAUUUUGGGAUCAUGGAUAGUACAAAUUCUUCUUCAUAUGCUUCAAACUUCACCCAACUUAAAAUAAUUUGUCUAAAUAUAUUUUCUUAAAACCAUAUGAUUGAUUUAAUUUCAUUUGCAAAAAAAUCCAUGAGGGAAUUCCUGGACUUUCAUAAUGAUUUGCAUUUCUGAUUAAUAUGUUUCAAAGAACUUUUGCCCAUAAACAAGAUGUCAUGAGAUACUAAGAUCUACUGGCUUCAACAGCAGCAUGGAGAUUCCAGAUGCAUUUAUGCUCAACUCAGAGAACAAUGUGCAAAGCACAUUCUCUUGUAGCUGUGAAUUAUUAAUGAAGAGUCUAACUUGUGUUUUUCAUUUUUUUUUGUCUUGAUCUCUCUCCCCCCAUGGUUGUCAGUCUCUCUUUCCUCAAAUUACCUCAUAUUUAUUACUUAUCUGUAAUUACCUGUGUUUAUUACUUAUCUGUAACAUUGGUAUCCCCUAACUGCCUCUCCCCCCAUAGAAUGCAAGUUUUUUGAGAGCAGGCAAUAUUUAUUUUUUCUUUGUCUCUAAACCAAAUGCCUCGCUCAGUACCUUAUACACAGUGAAGAGUUCUAAAAUGUUUCUUGAAUCAAGUUGAAAUACACCGGGUUACUGAAAAAGCCUCGCUUAGCAGCUCUCACAGAUGGUACCAAGUUUUAUUAAUUUUUGCUAGUUUGUUUUUUAAAGGUGCCAUAUGUGAGAAAGAUAGAAGCUUGAGAAAAAUCUCAUAAUAAUCAUUAACCUAUAAGUACUGACUAGAUUUAAGAGGGAAUGUUCCUAUUGUAUUUUCAUUUUAUAGGAAUGCUAAUUCUUAAAUUCCAUGUGAAUAGCAGGUAACAGUAAAAAUAGAGACUGUAUGGUGUAGUGGAUAGUACACUAGCCUUAGAGUCAGUAAAAAGUAGGUUCAAAUAGUGCUUCUGACACACACACGGCUGUGUGAACUUUGGCCAGUUAUUUAAUUUCUCCAUUCCAGAAAAAAUUCUUUAGUACUGUAUAUUUUUAAAACCCCACCUAUUAGUGAUCUGCACUGGUGGAUGCAGUUUCUACAUCAGGAGAUGCAAACAAUAAAGAAACCAUGUUCUGGAUCAAAACAAAUAUAGUUGUUGAAUACCACUAGGGGAAGCAAGAUAAACAUAAAAUAAAACUCCUGUCUUUUGUAGGCAAAAACUUCCAAAGUUUUCUGGGCAGUCUCUAUGGUGUUCAACAUGUAUUUGGUUAAUAAUAAAAACCUGCUCAUGCUCUUCCCAAGCUUCUUGGAUAUUAAGAAAAAGAAGCAUAGGACCCUUUUAGAAAUUUCCAUUUUACUGGACUGAUGGGUACCAUACUAGUGUAUCCUUCUGAUUUCUCACUUAGAAUUUUCAUUUUAGUUAGAUUGAUACUUUGUCGAUCUCUAUGCUGUGAGCUUUUUUUCUCUAAAGGUAUUAUGGCUAUGUAUUCCUUAAUUCAGUUUAAUUUAAUUACAUUUUUGAAAUGACAGCAACAGUUGAAGCUGUAAGUUGCAGCAUUACCAAAUCGGUUCUGACUCAUAGGUGCAUCACAGGCCUCCCAUGCUCUAGAAUUAGUUUGGUCUCUACUUUGCUGACUGAUCUUAUACCUCCCAUUGUAUAAAUUAUCAUAUCAAUCUUUAACCUCAAUUGCUCUGUCUGUUAAAUGAUAUACUGGCCUACCUCAUAUGGCUGUUGUGAGGCAUAACAUAUGUACUAACAUCUAUUCGUCUUUGAAUGUUUGGAUAAAAGCUGUUAUAAAAAUGCAAAGUCUAUUAUUGUAAACUGCUGGCAAUGCAGAGGGUGACUUUCUGUUGCCAUAUACAUUAAGAUUUUAAUGUACUUUUUAUACAGUUAUCAACAUUUUUAUGUAGGAUGUUACUUUGUAUAUUUUACAAAUAUAUUUAU